Molecule: messenger RNA, 1920 nt
Organism: Rotaria sp. Silwood1
Lineage: Eukaryota; Metazoa; Rotifera; Eurotatoria; Philodinida; Philodinidae
Source: the annotation of a GenBank genome assembly
AUGGCUGCUACCUCUUAUUCAACGUUACCUUCUAAUAAAUAUACUGAUUUUGGAUCUAGACAAGAUCCAUAUCAUUCAAAUAAUUAUGGUACAUAUGAUGCAGGUUUCGGAUCAUUAACUUCACAUCCAUAUCAAUAUGAAACAAAUAAUUAUGAUACGAUUUCUGUUGAUAAUCAACAAACAACAAUGAAUAGUCAUUCGAAUUCACAAGUGCCUGUAACUAAUUAUAGACCAUUAGAUACGAAUCAUAAUACGGGAACUUAUGGUACGACAAAUAUUGCGCAAACAUCAUAUAAAAGGAAUAUGGAUAAUCAUCAAGUGGAAUCUAAGAACUAUCCACAGAGUUCAUAUGCUGACACAACACAGCAACGGCCACCUGUUCCAAAUGAUAAUCAGCAUCAGCGAUCUCAAACGCACCUCAUUCGAUCUGAACAUCAAAUCUCAAAUCGUCUCCCUAAGGAACAACAGCAACAGCAUAAAGCUCAGCCACCAUCUCAAUCAAAUUUGACUCGAUCGGAACAACAAAUGUCAAAAGCUCGUGCAUCACCUCCUAUUCCUCAUCAUGCAUUAUUGAAUGGUGAUAGUAAUUAUGUAUCUGAAACGUCAUUGAAAACAACUAGUCUUUUACAAGAAUUAAAACCUACGAAAUCAAGUCAAAUGAGAGCUGCAGCUAUACAAAAAAGAGAAAAAGUUCUUGAACAAAAACGUCACGAUCGAUAUUUUCCAUCAAGUGAAAAUAUACCUACACUAACAAAAAUAAAACCUCAACAUGAAAGUCCUAAAAUAGAUGCUGAACAAAAUACAAAAGAAAAACCAAGUCGUGACAAAAAACAAUCUGAUUCAUUACCAAAACAACAUCACAGUCGUCGUCAUGGAAAUCAAACAGAAGAUAAUAAAAGCUCAGGUGAUGAUGAUGAUAAUAAUAAUACACGUCAUCGAAGUAAAUCUAAAAAACGAGCAACAGCUUCUGAUAAUCAUCCUAACAAACAUUCACAUCUUCCUCCAGUUCAUCAUGGUCGAAUGCCACCUUUUCACGAUCCUUACAUGGAUUAUCCAUUACCUCCAGGACAUCCUAUAAGAGGACGAUAUCCAUAUCACGAUGGAUUUCCACCCUAUGGACCCUAUUAUGGUCUAUAUGGUCAUCAUCAUUUGUAUGACGAAGCUGAUGAUAUUCCACCUUAUCUGUCACCUUAUCAUGACGCUUAUGAUCCAUUUUUUGAUUAUGAAAAACGAAAAAUUAAACCAAAACGACACAAAAGUAAACCAGAUGGUCAUAGUGAUCAUGAAGAAAAUAAUGGUGGUGUAACUGGAUAUGAAACUGAACGAGAUGAUGGUGGUAAAAGUCAAUUAUCACGAAAAAGUCGAAAUAAAAAUACAAAUCAUGAUCAUCGUGGUCGAAAGAGUCGUCGUGAUUAUGAAGAAAACAUGCAUUCACAUUGGCCACCAGGAUACUAUCCACCAAAUUAUUAUCAGGGUCGUGAUGUAAUGCUUGAAGUUUGGCGUCAAGAACGAAAUGAUUAUUUAAAAAGAAAAUUUAAACCAUCUAUUCAUGAUGUUCUUUAUUCUCAACAAUGGAUGAAAGCAGAUAGUUAUCUAGAAAACCAACGAAGACGUGCUGUACGUGAUGCACAAGGUUAUUAUUUUCCAUAUAAAAAAUAUACAUUAAAAGAUUAUAAAGAUUUUCAAAAAUUAAAUAAUCCAAAUCUAUUUGGUGAUGCCAAUGAAACAGUUAUUGAUCGAAAAGAACGUGCAAAAAAACGUCAAGAAUAUGGUUCAUUAGUUGAAAGACAAAUGGUAGAUAAUCCAGGAACACGACAUAUACCACCACGUGAAAUAGGACCUCGAGAACCAUGGCAUUUAAGUAAUAGUGAUCAUGAUCCUGAAAAAUUAUCAAAAAGAGAACGAGUACAAACACCAUAA